CCGGCCGGACGGUCGGUGGGAGCCAGGACCGGCCGGGCGGAGCGGAGUGGAGCGUGAGCCUCUUUGUAAAGAUGUGUUAUCCAGAAACAAAGUCAGCGUUGUAGCCGAAACAGCAACCGGCAAAGGGGAAAAAAACUUCUGGUCACUUGGGUAUAAAAUGAGGCAGAAGGACGUGUUAUCCAAGACCUUCCAGGCGCCUGCUGUUGUAAGCAGUUCUCCAAAUAGUCGUAUUUACAUGUUUAAAAAUAACUCCGAUUCAGACGAGACGUCUGAGGAAGAACUGAACGUUGAAUUACGACCAAGAGGCAAGGAGCAGCAGAAGAGCAAGCCCCACAAAGAAAAAGUGGGGGAUGUGAUAUUGCUGGAACGAGAGAUCACCGAGGACGAUAAUCUCAACAAACUUGCCCUCCAGUAUGGCUGUAAAGUUGCGGAUAUCAAGAAAGUAAACAACUUCAUCAGAGAACAGGAUUUAUACGCUUUAAAAUCCAUCAAGAUUCCAGUGAAGAAUUACGGAGUUUUAACAGAGACCAGCAAAGAAUUAAAACCCCUCCAGAGUACAUCUUUCCGCUCGCCAUUGGCACUUGUCGAAGUGCCUGAACCCGAAGACACAACUGCCGGUCGCAGCUGUGCUGGUUCCAGUCAACUAACCGACUUUUUUAAGGAAAUUGAUCAGGAUAUUGAGAGCGCCGUGCAACCAGAAAUAUAUUUCAAUGAAGAUCAUCCCAUAGAAACCCCCAGCCAUCCUUUGCUUCCACUUAGUCAGGAGACAGUGACAAAUGGUGCGGACUGGGGAAUUCAGUGGUGGAAUGCAGUUUUCAUCAUGCUUCUCGUCGGAAUCAUUUUGCCGGUGUUUUAUGUGGUCUAUUUCAAAAUACAAAGAACUGGAGGACCUACCAGCAGUUUGAACCUAACUGCUGUCCCUGGGGUCUCCCUUCCCACCAGUGCAUCUCCAGGGAAGACUUCCACGUUGAAGAAAUUGUUGCAUGCCAUUUCCCUUUUAGACUCUGAUGCCAACAGUCAGUUUCCACAGAUGCAGGCAGGAAGCUAGCUUGUUUAUUCAAAGGAAAUUAAGCUGGAAAUCUCAAGCUUUCUUGCUAGGUGAAAGGAAAUUACUGUUGCUGUUGCCCUGUAGUAGAAAAUGACAGCCACUUUACACAGUGGGUUUUAGAAAUAAGGCCAAGGUAGGGUCUCUGUGGCAGCAUCAAUUCUUUUCCUAGUUUGUUUUGGGCACAGUCACAUGUAGGAAGCUGCCAUAUCCAGACACUUUAUUCAUGUUGGAUCAGAAAAGUGAGUUCAUGAAGUUGAAUAGCAACUUGAGAGAUGACUGAGUUUCCUGCGAGCAGUAUGACAUUUUAGGUUAUAGUAUUUAAAUGUUUUCUGAGCUUUCUUCUUUCUUUCUUCUCUGGAAAGGUUUUUUUUUUUUUUUUAACCUCAAGCAAAUUUACCUUUCAAGCUGCAGUCUCAGAAGGUUAAUUUGUAGUUUAAUAAAAGAGCAAGUACUUUCUUCCUUCCAA
Molecule: messenger RNA, 1514 nt
Organism: Ornithorhynchus anatinus (platypus)
Lineage: Eukaryota; Metazoa; Chordata; Mammalia; Monotremata; Ornithorhynchidae
Gene: LYSMD4
Product: LysM domain containing 4
Exons: 4
Coding region: 158-1048 (296 amino acids)
Source: RefSeq, a predicted model, not a curated record